This is a messenger RNA of Cicer arietinum (chickpea), 2745 nucleotides long. RefSeq lists its product as uncharacterized. Gene Ontology annotation, cellular component: membrane. The record is from RefSeq and is a predicted model, not a curated record. NCBI's taxonomy places the organism in Eukaryota, Viridiplantae, Streptophyta, Magnoliopsida, Fabales, Fabaceae. Gene Ontology annotation, molecular function: protein binding.
UAAAUAUUAGGGAUUGGUAUAAAAUCAGGAGGUUCAACUACAUUUGAAGAACAUAGGAGCUAAACUUCUCAUUUUCAAAUUCACAUUAUUUCUUCAUUCUUCAAUUCAAUUUGAGUUUCAACUUUGAAGACAAUCAUGACCGAUGUUAAAGAGGGAGAUUAUUACAACACAAACACCACAGAAGACGAUCUUGAGGACAAGUUUCUUGUGUACACAAGAGAAGGAGAUUGGGAAAAAGUUGUGGAUCUAUACAAAUCAAAUGUAAAAUUCUGCACAAUGAACAUAGACAAAAGCAGAGGGACAGCACUCCACGUGGCAGUAAACGACAACAACGAAAGUGUCGUUAGCAAUCUUGUUGGUUCAAUAUUACUUCAUGGGAACGUGGAAGCAUUUAUAUUGAAGAACGAGAAAGGGGACACGCCUUUGCACCUUGCAGCAUCAAGAGGGUUUAAGGAAAUUUGUGAGCAUAUAAUUGGAGAAUUUGGUGAAAGGAAGGAAUUGGUUUACAUUGAUAAUAAUAACGGAGAGACACCUUUGUUUCUUGCUUCACUUUCAUGGCAAAAACAAACAUUUAUCUAUUUGUUCUCUUUUGUUGAACCGGAUUAUAAGAUUUGUGAUGGUAAAAAGGAUUACUCUUAUCCUUAUUCUAAAGAUCUUAUUAGGAACAACGGAGAUAGUAUCCUUCAUUGCGCCAUUCAGAGAGAAUUUUUUGAUUUGGCUCUUAUAAUAAUAGAUAAAUACCCUGAACUUGGUGCAAUUUCGAACAAAAAACAUUACACACCUCUCAAACUUCUUGCUACUAGGCCUUCAGCAUUCGAAAGCGGAUUCAAGAUGAUAUGGUGGAAAAAGAUUUUAUACCACUGUAUACCUGUGGAGAAUCUAAACGUGAAAGAAGCUCUGGAAUUGUAUGGUAUAAAACAUGAUCAGUCAGAACGUCACAAAUACCCAAAGAACUACGAUACAUGUUAUCUAUUUCUUCAUAAAUGUAAAGAAUAUGCUGAUCCACUUUUAGACAUCAUUAGACAUCUGCCGGUGAUCUCUAAAUUAGCAAUUCCUAUUUCCACUACAUAUGUUGCAGCUUCUGAUAAUAAGGUAAAGGAACAAAAAGUGUUGCUAGGUCAGCAACAACAGAUCAAUAUAUCAAUGCCAUCUGAUAAUGAGGAAAAGAAACAAAACGUGUUAUCUAAGCAAAAACAGAACAAUAUAUCAAUUCCAUCUGAUCCCGAGCUUCUUCCAGAAAACUAUGCUACAUGUCUUUGGUUCCUGAAGUUUGCAUACAUAAAUAUCCUUGGCCUUUCUGGAGUAGGAGUUGAUGAAGUUAGAAAACUGAAGCAAAAACAUAAAUGGAGUAGUCAAUUAUUGACCGUUUUUAUGGAGAACACUUCUGAUUCCUACUUUGGAGCUGGCAACAAACCACUUCGAAAUGAGAGUGAAAUCGAUUUUGAAGCAAUUAUCAACCAAAACAAAAACUCAAAUGAAGAAUUGAAAAGUGAGGAUACAAAGAAGUCUGAAACAUUGAAAAGUAAGGAAGCAAAGAAGUCUGAAACAUUGAAUAAUGGGGAUACAAAUAAGGCUGAAACAUUGAAAAAUGAGAAAGCAAAGAAGGCUAAAACAAUGAAAAGUGAAACACCGAUAUUGACUGCAGCAAGAUAUGGCAUAGUUGAAAUGGUGACUGUACUUAUAAAAAAAAUACCAAGUUCCAUCUACGAAACUAACUUGGAAAAUAAAAAUAUAUUAUUAGUAGCAGUUGAAAACAGAAGGACCGUUGUUGUUGAGUCGUUAAGGAAAUGGUUUAAAGAGUGCAAUAAAUAUCCAAUAUUUGAUAACCUAAUCCAAGAGGUAGAUAAUGAAGACAACACAGUGUUACAUUUGGCAGCAACACCAGGUGAUCAAGAUUGGAACAUAUCUGGAGCUGCCUUGCAAAUGAUGUGGCAUAUCAAAUGGUUUCAGUAUACUAAAGGACUAGUCCCAGAGCAUUUCCCAUUUAGAACCAACAAAGAGGACAAAACUGCAGGAGAAAUAUUUGAGGAAAAACAUAAAACUCUAGUAAAAGAUGGUAGUGAAUGGCUAAAGGACACAUCAGAAUCUUGCUCUGUAGUUGCAGCACUCCUCGCCGGUGUUUCCUUUGCUACAUCAAGCACUGUACCGGGUGGCAACAAAAGUGAAACAGGUGAACCUACAUUGGAAGGAAAGCCUGCAUUUGAUGCAUUUGCUUUGUCAUCAAUAGUUGGCCUUUGCUUCUCUGUCACUGCACUCAUAAUGUUCCUCUCGAUACUCACUUCUCGUAAAGAAGCCAAAGAUUUCAGAAUUGAUUUGCCAAGGAAACUUAUUUUGGGUUUGAGUUCCCUUUUCUUGUCCAUCGUUGCAAUGUUCACUGCUUUUUGCUCUGGUCAUUUUUUUUUGAUUGACCAAAAAUACAAGAGCAUUGUGUUCCUCAUUUAUAUCGUCACUUGCUUCCCUGUGACUUUGUAUGCAGUAGCACAACUUCCACUAUACAUUGAUCUUCUAAAAGGUAUUAUAACCAAAAUUCCAAUGACAAGUGCUAAGGGUGUGGACUUAUAAAGAUGUAUGAUGAAUUAAAAAUGUGUUUACUUUAUACAAAUAACAACUAGAGUGAAUUGAGUACUACUACCUAUGCUUGUAGAAGUUUUAUUAUUUAUGUCAGAUGUUGGAUUGUGCUUAUUUAAGUAAGAUUCUAAUAUCCUAAGCUCUGUCAGUGCUUAAAUCUGAUAGAUUAUUUAGGCA